GCUGAAAUGUUUUGACAUUUCAAUUAAAUGGGAAAAGUUGGAGUUUGUUGUUAUCUGCUACUUUGCGUAUAAAUAAAAAAUGUGAAAUAAAUAAAUAAACUGUGUACAAUAAAAGUUUGAAAGACAGCGGGGUGUAUAACAGCAUUAGACGGGUGUAGAAUGGAAACAGAUGAUUUGACGCACAUAGCAGAAGAGUAUAGACUGGAUAACACAGAUUUUGAUAACAUAAUGGCGGAUGAAAUAUUCCAGCAUCAUAAUCUUUACAUGGAUGAUCAAGAAAUGGAUGAAAAUGAGCCCGACGAUGUCAUCAUUUUGCAUAUGGAUAUACGCGAACCAUUGCGUACAUUGCAAAAACUAGCAGAAAAGAAAAUUGGCAUGAAUUUGAAAGGAUAUAAGUUCUUUUUACAGGAUACACAAGAGUUGGAAUCACAUAAAAACCUUGUGGAUCAAUGCGUAAAAGGUGAAGGACUAGUGCAGAUUAAUGUACAAAUACAGACAUCUGAACAGCAUAUAAACAUUGUAGACGUACUAAAACCGACAGAGGCGGCUUUGGCUGCUCUAGCUGCGGAGGAAUUAAACAACAAAGAUAUUGGAAAGUCGGAAGAUUCCGAGGAAAAACCUUGUCUCAACUGGGUACUAGACAAUAAAUUCAAGAAAGAACAAAUACGUCUUAAAAUACCAGAGGAUCCUAACGAAUGGACAACUGCACAAGUGAAACAUUGGUUUCAAUGGGCUAUCAGACAGUUCGAGUUGAGUGGUGUUAGCAUGAACGAUUGGAGUAUGACCGGCAAGGAGCUUUGUUCUCUAACGCAUGAGGAAUUCCGACGAAAGCUGCCAAAAGAUCCGGGAAAUGUUUUCUGGACACAUCUGCAGUUACUCAAAGAGUGUAAAUUUGUCUCUGUUAUACACAAAGUGCCCGAUGAUCGUGGCGCCUCCGGUAGUGGAGCUAGACAAGUGACCAGUACUGGUGGCAUGCCAACGAAAGAAUUAAAAAUUAUGCGGAAAACUAGCUUAGGUACAACAAAAACCAACACUCCUGGAAGCAUGGAUGGUACACAAACACAAAGCGCACUUGCCAAUAACAGCAUCAGCGGUAGUAGCGGCAGUGGCAGUGUGGGCAAUAAUUACGGUAUCGGUUCCGGUAAUAAUGGACAAGUGCAACUAUGGCAAUUUCUGCUCGAAAUACUUACGGAUCGUGAACAUCGAAAUAUCAUACAAUGGGUAGGCACCGAAGGCGAAUUCAAACUCAUCGACCCAGAGUGUGUGGCACGCCUGUGGGGCAUUAAGAAAAAUAAACCGCUAAUGAAUUAUGAAAAACUAUCACGGGCAUUGCGUUAUUACUACGACGGUGAUAUGAUAUCGAAGGUGUCGGGUAAACGUUUCACAUACAAAUUCGAUUGUGACCUCAAACUGUUGAUCGGUUACGAUGCAGACGAACUCUCGCAAUUGGUGAAUGGCAAGACGUGUUUCGAUGAAUCAAUGUUUAUGAAACAAGAAACACUGCAAGACCAUUUGAAACAACUUGCGGACGAUGGGUGACAUGCCGGCGAGUUUAUAGUGAAAACAGAGCCUCUGGAUUGCAGAUUAGAAAUAGAGCCUUGCCACGAAUAUGAGGUAUUCGAGGAAAUCGUUGAAGAAGAGGAAAAUUAAUGAAUGAAUGAAUUGCGUUUUGAUUUCUUAUUUACUUUAUACUAUCUACUUUUUACACUGACACAAAAUAUUUUAUUUACAUUAUUGAUAUUCGAACUAUGGCGUUUUCAACAAAUACGAAAAAUAUAUAAUUUCAUCACUUUAUUUCAUAUGCAUACAUACAAAACAAACAAAAAAAAAA
Molecule: messenger RNA, 1831 nt
Organism: Ceratitis capitata (Mediterranean fruit fly)
Lineage: Eukaryota; Metazoa; Arthropoda; Insecta; Diptera; Tephritidae
Gene: Ets97D
Product: DNA-binding protein Ets97D
Exons: 7
Coding region: 160-1539 (459 amino acids)
Biological process (GO): regulation of transcription by RNA polymerase II; cell differentiation
Cellular component (GO): nucleus
Molecular function (GO): sequence-specific DNA binding; DNA-binding transcription factor activity, RNA polymerase II-specific
Source: RefSeq, a predicted model, not a curated record